AUGCCCCCCCUCCCACCCCUCCCACUCCAAUUCCCAUCCCUCGCGGCGCGCAUCCUCCGCCGUCCCACGCCGCCGCGCCAACCACCACUCCGCAACCCCCUCCCCCCCAAAACCAGAACAACAAAACGCCACCCUUACAGCAGCAGCAGCACCAACCCCCCAGCACCACCACCACCCCCAAACCCAAACCCAAACCCAACCCACCAAAAAACCACCCGCCUCCACCGCAUCCUCACCCGCCUGCCCCGCCCCCUGCAGCACUACACCGCCCGGCUGCGCGGCGCCCCCGCAACGCACGUCGUCGCCUUCCUGCUGCUGCACGAGCUGACCGCCGUGGUGCCGCUGGCGGGGCUGUUUGCGCUGUUCCACUACACGGAGCAGGUGCCGGUGGCGUGGAUGGUGGCGCACUAUGGGGGGUAUGUGCGGGAGGGGGUGGGAAGGUUUGAGAGGUGGUUUUGGAGGAGGGGGUGGUUUGGGUUUGGGGAUGCAGGCGAUGCAGGGGUGACGGAUGGGGAGGGUGGCCAGGGGGAGGGUGAGGGGGAGGGUGGAGGGAAGGGGGAGGGUGAGGGAGAGGGUGGAGGGAAGGGGGUGGUGGGCGCUGAUGCGGUGUUGUCGCGGUGGGAGGCGGAUCCGAAGUAUCGUAUUCUUGUGGAGGUUGGGCUGGCGUACGCGUUGACCAAGGUGCUGUUGCCGGUCCGGAUUGUGGCGAGCGUGUGGGCGACGCCGUGGUUUGCUGGGGUGCUGGGGCGGUUGAGGAGGGUUGUGAGGAGGGGGUGA
This is a messenger RNA of Chaetomium globosum CBS 148.51, 777 nucleotides long. RefSeq lists its product as uncharacterized. The transcript has a single exon. The record is from RefSeq and is a predicted model, not a curated record. Bases 1 to 777 code for a protein of 258 amino acids. NCBI's taxonomy places the organism in Eukaryota, Fungi, Ascomycota, Sordariomycetes, Sordariales, Chaetomiaceae. Gene Ontology annotation, cellular component: mitochondrion.